Venustampulla echinocandica is the source of this 1050-nucleotide messenger RNA. RefSeq lists its product as uncharacterized. The transcript has 2 exons. Gene Ontology annotation, molecular function: TBP-class protein binding; RNA polymerase II general transcription initiation factor activity. The record is from RefSeq and is a predicted model, not a curated record. Gene Ontology annotation, biological process: transcription preinitiation complex assembly; transcription initiation at RNA polymerase II promoter. The coding region runs from base 1 to 1050 and encodes 349 amino acids. Gene Ontology annotation, cellular component: nucleus; transcription preinitiation complex. Lineage: Eukaryota; Fungi; Ascomycota; Leotiomycetes; Helotiales; Pleuroascaceae.
AUGAUCCCCCAAAUCUCACCCGACAAGGACCCAGAAUGGAGCGAAAACUUGAACUUGACUCUCAUGUGCAAGGACUGCAAAGAAUACCCACCAAAUCUCGUCGAGGAGUUCUCCUCGGGCGACAUGGUCUGUGCCUCCUGCGGCCUGGUUGUUGGUGAUCGUAUUGUCGAUGUUCGCUCUGAAUGGCGUACCUUCUCCAACGAUGACGCGGGCAAUGAUGACCCCUCUCGUGUUGGUGAUGGUGCCAAUCCACUCCUCAAUGGUUCUCAGCUUCAAACGAGCAUUGCGUUUGGCGAUGGCGGCCGAAGCCGCGAUCUCGUUCGUGCUCAGAACAAAACCACUAAUGACAAAGCUACGAAGCAACUACUAGCAGCAUAUAAAGAAAUCGGCGCUCAUUGUGACGCCGUCAACAUCCCCAAGAACGUCUCUGAUACCGCCAAGCAUCUCUUCAAACUCGUCGAUGACGCAAAAGCUUUCAAGGGCAAGUCGCAAGAAGCAAUCAUUGCUGGUUGUAUCUUCAUCGCCUGCCGCCAGUGCGGUGUUCCCAGAACUUUCCGAGAGAUCUAUGCUUUGACAAGAGUUUCGAAGAAGGACAUUGGUCGAACUUUCAAGGCUUUGGAGAAAUUCUUCGCAUCGGAAACAGAGGCUAAGAAGGGGAUGGCUGCUGCUGUUGCUGGAAACCAAGCAACAGGCACAUACCAGACCACUACAUCGACUAAUGCCAAAGAUCUCUGUCUGCGCUACUGCAGUCAACUUGGUCUCAAAAGCCAGCAAAUUGUUAAGGUUUCUCAAGGUCUCGCUGACAAGAUGUCCACCGUCGGUGAUCUCGCCGGUCGAUCUCCUCUUUCAGUUGCCGCCGCCUGUAUCUACAUGGCAUCCUACCUGUGUGGGAAGCCCAAGUCGCCGAAAGACAUUUCACUGGUUGCUGGGGUUAGUGACGGAACUAUUCGCACUGCGUACAAAUACUUGUAUCAGGAAAAGGAUAGACUAAUCGAGCCAGAGUGGGUUGCUGGUGGCAAGGGCAAGAUGGAGAAUCUUCCAGUCGGCUGA